UUUUAGGUCAGAGUCUCAUAAAUGUUUUCGCUUUUCCCCCUUCCUAUUUAUCAGUUCUUUUAGAAUUUCAUACAAUGUAUUUCAGUCAUAGACCUCUGCCUCCAACUAUUCCCACAUCCAUUGGCCUUCCCUAUGCACUCAACUUUGUAUUUUGCCUUUCAACUCAUCACUUUCUACAUCUAUAAAAUUAACAUCAUCAUAAUGCCAGUUUAAAAGACAUUAUAUAUAGGCCCAGCCUCCUGCAGAGAGGCGGGGAGAAGGGCGGGCCCUGGCCUCGUGCCCGCCAAUCACAGCGGGCAGCUCCGGAAAGAGCGGGCGACCGCGCCAAUCAGCACCCACAGCCGCUGUCUAGCUGAGCAGUUGGCUACAGUUGUUGCAACUUUUUUCGAAAGCUCUGUUUCCCAGGAGAUUCCAGGCGGUGACAGAGCGGGGCCAUGGCUAGAGGAGAACGGGUUUGCUGGGCAGUCAAAUAUCUAUGCCUACAGGAGUCCGAACAAAUGCCCCGGAAUGCGCUCUCCACUGCAGGAAGAGAACUCGGUCGCACAUCAUGAGGUCAAAUGCCCGGGGAAACCAUUGGCCGGAAUCUACAGGAAGGGAGAAGAGAAAAGAAACGCUGGGAAUGUUAUCCGAAGCGCUGUGAAGUCAGAAGAACAGAAGAGCAAAGAUACCAGGAGAGGUCCCCAGGCGCCUUUUCGAAACCAAAAAUCUGAAGCAACAGAACCUCCAAAAACUCCACCCCCGGCAUGUGAUUCUACAAGUGUAGCAGUUGCUAAGCAAGCCCUGAAAAAGCCCCUCAAGGGCAAUCAGGCCCCUCGGAAGAAGUCUCAAGGGAAGACACAGCAGAAUGGAAAACUCACAGAUUUCUACCCCGUGCGAAGGAGCUCCACGAAGAGCAAAGCUGAGCUGCGGUCUGAAGAAAGGAAGAAGAUAGAUGAGCUAAUUGAGAGCGGGAAGGAAGAAGGCAUGAAGAUUGAUCUAAUCCAUGGCAAAGGCAGGGGUGUGAUUGCUACCAAGCGAUUCUCCCGAGGAGACUUUGUGGUAGAAUACCGUGGAGACCUCAUUGAAAUCACCGAUGCCAAGAAGCGGGAGGCUCUGUACGCACAGGACCCCUCCACGGGCUGCUACGUGUACUAUUUUCAAUAUCUGAGCAAAACCUACUGCGUGGAUGCCACUCAAGAAACGAACCGCCUGGGGAGGCUGAUCAAUCACAGUAAGUGUGGGAAUUGCCAGACCAAACUGCAUGACAUCGACGGCGUGCCUCGCCUCAUCCUCAUAGCCUCCCGAGACAUUGCGGCCGGGGAGGAGCUCCUGUACGACUAUGGAGACCGGAGCAAGGCCUCCAUCGAAGCCCACCCUUGGCUGAAGCACUAACCAACCAUGUGGCCUCCCUGCCUCCCUCCCUGCCACCCUGCCUCCUUCAAAGGACAAAGUGCCCUCAAAGGGAAAUGAAUUUUACACACACACACACACACACACACACACACACACACACACACACACAUACACACACACACAUUCACUCUUACUCUUAGCUAAUUACUUCAAAUGUUUUUUAAAAGUAUAUUAAAGAUGCCUUUUCAUGUAGUAUUUAAAUAUCUGUUACAGGUUUCCAAGGUGGACUUGAACAGAUGGCCUUAUAUUACCAAAACUUUUAUAUUCUAGUUGUUUUUCUACCUUUUUGCAUACAAACUGAACGUUUGUGCUUCCCGCGCAGUGUAAGACUCCGCACAGGUUUUAGAGAAUGGAGUUGAACAUGAACUAGGAAGCCAGGCUCUGCCCAAGAUGAAAGCCAGGACUCCCCAGCACCCCACGUCUGAGGACAGGCCAAUGUGAGGGUGCUGCCACCCCCAUGCACAGCCUCGACGGGAUGUCUCCAACCUCUUGUUCUCCUCAGCGUCUUGACAGGUGUACACAUUGACGUGUAUGAAUAUUUUUUAGCAAAAGUUUCACAGUAAGCUAGUCUUCCCCUCUGCUUUCUCCAAAGCUUACUGAGCCCAGGGCUCGGAGGCCCGGCCAGGAACAGACUUCUUCCACAGGCUUGCGGCUUUUCCAGGCACCUUGAAGCAUCAGGGUGGGCAGUCAGACUAGAGGCAGGCCGGGAAAAGCACUGUUCUCCUGCCCAAGAAGGGCAGGUCUCCUGAAACUGCAUUAAUUCUUUAUAGAAAUGUGAACACCGAAUUUAUUUUAAAAAAUAAUAAAAAAACAAAAUAGUAAAAAAAGA
Messenger RNA from Rattus norvegicus (Norway rat), 2221 nucleotides. The record is from RefSeq and is a predicted model, not a curated record. NCBI's taxonomy places the organism in Eukaryota, Metazoa, Chordata, Mammalia, Rodentia, Muridae.